This is a messenger RNA of Stylonychia lemnae, 639 nucleotides long. Lineage: Eukaryota; Ciliophora; Spirotrichea; Sporadotrichida; Oxytrichidae. The record is from the annotation of a GenBank genome assembly.
AUGCAGUUAUAUUACUUUGACUUUAAUGCAAAAGGAGAACCUAUCAGGAUUCUACUUCAUCAUGCGAAAGUUGAAUUCGAAGAUAUAAGAAUAAAGAGAUAAGAUUGGCUAGAAUUUAAGCAUAAAAAUUUGAGUAUUUUGGAGUUUGGAUAGGUCCCUGUUCUCAAAGUUGAGGAAGGGAAGUAUCUUACAUAAUCUUUAUCAAUACUGAGAUACCUCGGUAGUUAAUAUGGAUAUUAUCCUUCUGAUCCUUUUCUUGCUUACUAAGUUGAUUCGAUCGUUGAUAGUCUUCAAGACUUCACUGCAAGCUUAAUGAAAGCAAGAGAAGAUGAGAAUCCAGAAAAAUUAAAAGAGAAUUUGGCAGAAUGGACAUCUGUAACUCUCCCAAAAUUUUUGACAGCUUUUGAAAAUAGAUUAAUAGCAAACGGAAAUAACAGAAAUAUAGUAGGUGAGAGUUAUACAAUUGCAGAUUUUGUUCUGCUCAGUGUAAUCUACAAUAGAUUCUACAAUGAAUAAUUUUAAUAUUCUUCUCAAUUCCUGCCAGUAUUUGAAAACUUUCAAAAUCUCACACAAUAUGCCAAAAAUCUUGGAGAAAAUUUCAAAGAGUAUCUAGAAAACAGACCAAAGAGUGCAUUUUGA